AUGGGAACAUCAGAGUCGACGGAGUCGACAUACGCAUGGGAUAGCAGAGAAGAACGGUAUGACGAAAUGGGAUUAGACACGCAACCUUUGGAAGAGUCGGACGUGAUUUUGGACGUGACGGAAUACCACAAUCUGGCGACUAGGAUUUCGGACCUUACAUUUACAGCGAAAGAAAAAACGAUGCAAGAUUCACGGCCAGUUUCGGCAUUUCGAUGCGAUCAAAUCGAGACUAGUAAGCUAGCUAAGGAGUGGAAGGCGUGGAAGGAAGGGCUAGAAUGUUACUUUGCAGCAUACGAUAUUACCGAUCAGUAUGCAAAGAGAGCCAAGCUUCUUCAUCUGGGAGGACCAGCAUUGCAAGUCGUUUUCAAGAAUUUGAAGGACUACGACCAUGUGCCUUUGGUAACACUGGAACCAAAGUGGUAUAACUGCGCGAUCGAGAAGUUGGAUGAGUUUUUUGAGCCCCGCCAUCAGAGUACCUCGGAGCGACGAAAGCUUCGUUCGAUGAAGCAGAAAACAGGGGAACGCUUUGCAGAUUACGUGAUCCGGCUGAAGCAACAGGUUUCGCAAUGUGGGUUUGACAAGUACGGUGCUGAAGUAAGUGCCAUCCUUAGUGACAUCUAUUUAACUGAUACGGUAGUUGAAGGAUGUAAUUCCAACGAAGUUCGCAGAAGAAUCCUAUUGAAGGAUUUAUCCUUUUCGGAAAUCGAGGCUUUAGGCAUCGUACACGAAGGGGUGGAUCAGCAAAUAGAUGAGAUUGGAGUUGAUCAGCGACCGGAGAAGAUUUUCAAAAUCGAGCAACAGGGGAGUAGCAAGAAGAAAUUUGUUGCUACUACUGGAAAACCGACGGAAAGGUCUUGCUUUAACUGUGGCCGGCUGGGGCAUAUCGCUGUCUCACUGAUUUGUCCCGCCCGUGGGAAACAGUGCCGUAAUUGCAAAAGCUACGGGCACUUUGAAAGAUUGUGUCGAAAGGCUAAGCGACCUCAAGACAGAAAAACUGACAAGUUCGUACGAGUGGUAGAUGGAAAUUUGAAUCCUCCUGAUGUUUCGAAAGAGAAUGUGGAUAAUAGCGAAACUAAAGUGUAUUACGCCUUCUAUUCGGGAAACGAAUCAAACAUCAUUACGUGCGAAGUUGGAGGAGUUUCAUUGGACAUGCUGAUCGAUUCUGGUUCGGAUGCCAACUUGGUUAGUGGAGAGACAUGGAGGAAGCUUAAGGGUAAGCAAGUGGAUGUGUGCUCAUCGACAAAGGGUAGCUCUCGAAUCUUACGUGCUUAUGGAAGCCCAGAACCACUUACGAUUCUCGGUUCGUUCAUAGCGUACAUUUCGGCUAAUGAUCAACGCAUUCGAGCGAAAUUCUUUGUUGUUGAAGGAGGACAGCGGUGCCUGCUGGGUGAUGAAACAGCAAAGCAACUGGGAGUUUUGAAAGUCGGGUUAAACAUAAACAAUAUUGAAGUUUGCCCUUUCUCAAAGAUGAACGGCGUAAGCGCAACGAUUCGAAUCGAUACACAGGCUAUUCCGGUAUACCAACCUAUGCGCCGGAUUCCUGUACCUCUGGAGGAAGCUGUCGACAGGAAAUUAGAUGAAAUGCUGAAACGAGACAUCAUCGAGGUUAAAACGGGACUUACCACUUGGGUUUCACCACUAGUUGUGGUCGGAAAAUCGAAUGGUGAACCCCGAUUAUGUCUGGAUCUUCGUAGAGUCAAUGAGGCUGUGUUGCGGGAACACCACCCCAUGCCAUCAGUCGACGAUUAUUUGGCAAAGCUGGGACGCGGUCGAUUGUGGAGCAAGCUUGAUAUAAAGGAAGCAUUUCUCCAGAUAGAGUUAGCCGAGGACUCUAGAGAUGCGACUACUUUUAUGACUCGGCGAGGAUUAUACCGUUUUAAGCGGUUGCCAUUCGGAUUAGUCACAGCUCCAGAGCUGUUUCAGAAGGCCAUGGACGAGACAUUGAGCGGUUGUGAGGGGGUUUUCUGGUACCUGGACGAUGUGCUGGUAGAAGGUAGCGAUUUAAAGGAACAUGAUGAACGUUUGGAGAAGCAACAUAAUAACUUUAUCUUGCUGACUAUUCUGUACUAUUAA
Sabethes cyaneus is the source of this 2073-nucleotide messenger RNA. RefSeq lists its product as uncharacterized. Gene Ontology annotation, biological process: proteolysis. Bases 1 to 2073 code for a protein of 690 amino acids. Gene Ontology annotation, molecular function: aspartic-type endopeptidase activity; nucleic acid binding; zinc ion binding. The record is from RefSeq and is a predicted model, not a curated record. Lineage: Eukaryota; Metazoa; Arthropoda; Insecta; Diptera; Culicidae. The transcript is spliced from 4 exons.